Molecule: messenger RNA, 979 nt
Organism: Morone saxatilis (striped sea-bass)
Lineage: Eukaryota; Metazoa; Chordata; Actinopteri; Moronidae
Gene: ngdn
Product: neuroguidin, EIF4E binding protein
Exons: 9
Coding region: 1-810 (269 amino acids)
Biological process (GO): maturation of SSU-rRNA from tricistronic rRNA transcript (SSU-rRNA, 5.8S rRNA, LSU-rRNA)
Cellular component (GO): small-subunit processome; nucleolus
Source: RefSeq, a predicted model, not a curated record
AUGGUAUACCAGGGUUUGUCUUUCCUGGACCUUCGGUAUCACCUGCUGCUCUUCUACCUUCAGGACCUCACUCACCUGAUCAGCGUCAAAACAGAAGGAGGCAAAAUAAAAGACAGUGAAGCCUUGAACAGAGUGGUCACCAUAAGAACGGUCAUGGAGAAGAUGCGACCGCUAGACCACAAACUGAAGUACCAGAUCGAUAAAUUGGUGCGCACAGCCGUCACUGGCAGUUUAGCUGAAAACGACCCACUGCAGCUGCGUCCGAAUCCUGAGAAUCUUAUCAGCAAAUUGAGUGAAUCAGAGGAGUCUGAAGGUGAAGCUGAGAAUAAGGCCGAGAAGAAAGCAGCCCACUCUAGUGGCAGGAAAUAUGUACCGCCAAAGAUUGCCGCAGUGCAUUAUGACGGUGACAUGACAGAAGCAGACAGGAAGAAGGCCCAGGCAGAGCGCCAGCGGCGGGCUGCCCUCAGAAGCUCUGUGAUCCAGGAGUUGAGACAGCAGUACAGCGACGCACCAGAGGAGAUCCGGGACAGAAGAGAUUUCCAGAGUGAGAAGGACAGCCGCGAGGAACUCCACAGGAAACAUUAUGAGGAGUCAAUGAUGGUGCGUCUCAACAUGCCCAAACGCCAGAACACCAAAAAGAGAGGCAUGAUGUCCAUGUCCGGCCAGCUGAACGGCAUCACACACUUCAGUGAUAUCUCAGCACUGACGGGCGGCGAGGGCGGGCAGGAUGGAGAUAACCCUCGCCCCAAGAAAAAGAAGAAAAUCAUGAAGAAGAAAACCAAAAGAAGAGCUUUUAAGAAGCACAGAUAGACCUGGAACAUGAUGUCCACUGAUGUCAGGAGACCAAAUGAUGACAUGAAGAGGAUUUCAGUCAGGCGAUGUUAUUACCAAUAAGCCAGCGAUAACUUCCCCACCCUCUCUGCAGAGUGUACAACCUUUUCAUUGUUUGUAGAAUAAACAUUUACUGUUGACUCUUGUA